GAGACUGUUACUACUUUGUGUGUUUGACACUUACAAAUCAACUAAAACAUGCUGAAUGUGUCAAAUGCGGCAAGUGACGAAUUGCAAUUGGCGAACACUUUUGUGAAAUUCUUACUCGGUUGCUAUGAUUGUAUUUGCUCAAGUUCAGGUCAAAAUACACGAUUUUCAUUUUAUCAUUGAAAAAAAUCCCAGUUCUCAUAAAAAAAUCAUUGUUUUGAAUGAAAACGCAUUGCAUUUUUCGAAGGUUACUAUCUGUGGAGACAUUUGGUGGAAAUUUGAACUAAAAUUCGCGCGAAACCAAUGACACUUGCAAACAGCACAUCAACAAGUUUGAAAAGUGAUUCGAUGUAAACAUGGAUAUUUUUGGCGACGAUAUCGAUAGUUUCUAUCACAACGAUGACGAGCUGAAUGAAAAUAUUCGCGAGCAAAAUGUUAUUGAAGAAGCCGAUGAAGACAAUGGCGAAAAGGAUGGAGAUGGAAAAUUAGACGAGAAUAGUGAACCAAUCAAAGUUGAAGCAAAGAAACGGUCAGUGCGACGACCACAGUUGCGUUUAAAUGUGGAGCGUUUGAAAUCCGAUCGUGGCAUUCACACCGUCGAAGAUUAUUUCAAAGAUUUUAAAUGCCGUGGCAAGGGCCAUGAGCGUGAAGAUUUGAAUGCAGUGAUGAAACGAUUGGAACAUUGGGCACAUCGUCUGUAUCCAAACUAUCAGUUCGAUGAUUUUGUGGCUCAGGUGGAGAAACUUGGUCGAAAAAAGGAAAUCCAAACGCAUAUGUAUCGCUAUCGACACGGUUUGUUGGAUGAUCUGAAUAAGAACAAGGGCAACGAAGAUGAAGAGGUGCGUGAAGAAGGCGAAAAUCACAUGGAAGGAAUUGAACCCAUCGACGAAAUGGACGAAAUUAUAGACCAGCAAAUUCAGAAUUACACAAUGGCACCCAGAACACCGGCACAUGAACGUACAUUUGAAUCGAUUCGCAGUAGCAUGAUUGCAACGCCAAGACUUCGUGACCAACAUCCGAUCGAGGCAUCAACACCAAUUGCCAAACCAGUUGAAAGUGCACCGGUUACAAAACCGGCUCUAACAUCCGAACAAAUGGCAAAGAUAGCUGAAAAUCGUCGUUUGGCACAGGAACGGUUGCGCCUUAAGAAAUUGGAAGCUGAAAAGGCUGCCGCCGCUGCUGCAGCAGCCGCUUUAAACACCGAAAAUGCGGAAAAUGAAGAAUUUACAUAAUCAUAAUAGUUAGAACUUUAUUCAUUAAGCGCGAUAAAAUGUUAAUAAAAUAAAACGUAAGGCAACGGCUCACACACUCAUUGUGAAUUGUGAACGAAACCUUACACCUAACCUCAAUUAUGUUGCCAAUCUGUCAAAAAAAAAAUAGAAUGUAUUGUUCUUGGUUUGUCAUUUGAAAGCCGUCUGACUCAAGCCACGUUUUGAUUGAAUUUCACAACGUCAAAUCAAAUUCAGUCAUUGUGUCUUUUGUCUCUAACUGGAGCAAGUUGAAUAAAAAGCAUUAAAAUCAAUCAAAA
Molecule: messenger RNA, 1525 nt
Organism: Sitodiplosis mosellana (orange wheat blossom midge)
Lineage: Eukaryota; Metazoa; Arthropoda; Insecta; Diptera; Cecidomyiidae
Product: protein TIPIN homolog
Exons: 2
Coding region: 354-1229 (291 amino acids)
Biological process (GO): DNA damage response; replication fork processing; replication fork arrest
Cellular component (GO): replication fork protection complex; nucleus
Molecular function (GO): DNA binding
Source: RefSeq, a predicted model, not a curated record